CCCUCAAACAUAAGAGACCAUUUUAGUCAUUUUCUCUGAAAAAAAUAUAUAAGGAAUUAGGGAAGGGGAACCGCAGCUGAAGUUGUAAACAUAAAUUUAAUAGAAACAAAGAAGCAACGACUAGCAACAUACGGAGAAAUCAAGCGAAUUCAAGUUGAUCCAGAUGGCUCUAAGAGGUGUUUGGCAGCUAAAGAAGCUGGUAGUCAGCUAUUGCAAUUGGGGCGGCAGUAGCAGGGGAAUAAGGGCAUUCAUGGAGUCUGAAUUGCCAGCAUUCAAGGAGAAAAAUCCGCAACUUGAGGUGGUCACUGAACUCAAUCGUGGUCAGCAUCCUUUCUUGAAGGGAUUAUACAAGAACAAGAAUGAGCGUGUUGUAUGUGUGAAAAACUUGAAUCAAGACGAAGUACUUGAAGCUGCGACCAAGUUAAGAAAUUCACUUGGCAGAAAGGUGGUGAAGCUGAAGACUCGGCAUGUCACGAAACAACCAAGCGUUCAAGGUACAUGGUCAACAGCAUUGGAGUUAUAAACACCAAAAGAAAAAGGUCUAUGCGGGUGUUUUCUGACAUCCUUGGUUUUAUGAUAUGGAUCUGUAAGUCAUAGGUGUAGUUUUUUGGACAAACAAGUAAUGGAUAAUGUGGUCUACAUGUAUGAGAAGCGGACUUUUCCAAUUGGUAAUGCACUCGAUUAGUCGAUGAUGGAAUAACUUACGCGCCCUGAUAAUUUUUAAGGGGGAUGCUAGGUUUAAGAUGCUAUGGAUGGAAUGGUAAUUGCAUGUGUUUGUUGUGGCA
This is a messenger RNA of Lycium barbarum (goji berry), 785 nucleotides long. Its product is annotated as large ribosomal subunit protein mL43-like. The record is from RefSeq and is a predicted model, not a curated record. Lineage: Eukaryota; Viridiplantae; Streptophyta; Magnoliopsida; Solanales; Solanaceae. The transcript has 4 exons. Gene Ontology annotation, cellular component: mitochondrial large ribosomal subunit. Gene Ontology annotation, molecular function: structural constituent of ribosome. The coding region runs from base 164 to 523 and encodes 119 amino acids. Gene Ontology annotation, biological process: mitochondrial translation.